Molecule: messenger RNA, 1279 nt
Organism: Saitoella complicata NRRL Y-17804
Lineage: Eukaryota; Fungi; Ascomycota; Saitoellomycetes; Saitoellales; Saitoellaceae
Product: aquaporin-like protein
Exons: 7
Coding region: 294-1202 (302 amino acids)
Biological process (GO): transmembrane transport
Cellular component (GO): plasma membrane
Molecular function (GO): water channel activity
Source: RefSeq, a predicted model, not a curated record
UGUUCUCAACCACCUGACCCCUGUUGAAUUCUAUUCUGAACCUUAAAGCGUGUGGAUUCCUCCUCUUCUGCUGAGGUUGUUGCUUGCUCCUCCUACGAAUACUGCUUUGUUGCUUUCGCUCCCUAUACCUGGACAUUUCGAUAUCAUGCCUGGCCCUGUGCCGUUCAAGACGUCUGAGCUGAAUAUUCAUAAGCCUGAGGAUAGGAAGAUCUUUAACGCGAAGAAUGGUGCGUAAACUCCUUCCUUACGGGUGCAUAUAACCCCAACAACAGACCAUUCCCCACCCUGCUUCAAUGGCACAGGUGAAUGCUAACAAUGAUUUGCCAAAUGCAGAAUUUAUCGCCACCUCCGGCGAAUUCGUCGGCACGUUCAUGUUCCUCAUGCUAGCCUUCGGCGGAACCUCCUUCGCAAACCUCCUCUCCCCCACGGACUCCGCCAGCGGCGAACCAAACCUCACCCGCUGCUUCUACAUCGCCGCCUCCUUCGGCCUAUCCCUCGCCGUGAACGUCUGGGCAUUCUUCCGCGUCACCGGUGGCUUGUUUAAUCCGGUUGUGUGUUUAGCGUUGGCGUUGGUUGGGGGGAUGCCGUGGUUGAGAGCGGUGUUGUUGAGUGCGAGUCAGGUUUUGGCGGCGAUGUGUGCGGCUGCUGUUGUGGAUGUGUUGACGCCGGGGAAGUUGACGGUGAGAACGACGUUGGCACCCGGGACGUCUAUUUCGCGGGGCUUGUUCCUCGAGAUGUUUAUGACGGCUCAGCUCGUGUUUGUGAUUUUGAUGCUGGCUGCUGAGAAACAUAAAGCGACUUUCAUGGCUCCCAUUGGCAUCGGUUUGGCUCUUUUCGUCAUUGAACUAUGGGGUGUAUACUAUACAGGAGGCUCCGUCAACCCAGCUCGCUCCUUCGGUCCAUGCGUAACCACUAAAACAUUCGAAGGCUACCACUGGAUCUACUGGCUUGGACCCGUCUUAGGCUCCCUCAUCGCAACAGGCUUCUACAAAUUCAUUAAAUACCUCGAAUACGAAACCGUUGUCCCAGGCCAAGACGCCGCGACAGAAACCGAAGCCGAGAAGAAGGAGAAAGAGAUCGAGAGAGCGUUGAGUCGUAGUGAGCAGGGUGAUAGUCAGACGACUGCGUAUGAUGCUCAUGAAGGAGGGGUUGAGAGGAGGGCUGAGGGAGCAGGGAUGUCGGAGGGACAUAAUUUGGUGUGAGCUGAUGCGAGUUGAGAAGUGGGGUGUUACGAGUAUUACCACCGAUACCAUGAAUACAGGCUUUUAUUGUGCCCGUC